AUGUCCUCCAUCCUGCCCUUCACUCCUCCCAUCGUCAAGCGGCUCCUGGGCUGGAAGAAAGGCGAGCAGAACGGGCAAGAGGAGAAAUGGUGCGAGAAGGCGGUGAAGAGCCUGGUGAAGAAGCUGAAGAAGACGGGGCAGCUGGACGAGCUGGAGAAGGCGAUCACCACGCAGAACAUCAACACCAAGUGCAUCACCAUCCCCAGGUCCCUGGAUGGGAGGCUGCAGGUGUCCCACAGGAAGGGUCUCCCCCACGUCAUCUACUGCCGGCUGUGGCGCUGGCCCGACCUGCACAGCCACCACGAGCUGCGCGCCAUGGAGAUGUGCGAGUUCGCCUUCAACAUGAAGAAGGAUGAAGUCUGUGUCAACCCCUACCACUACCAGAGAGUGGAGACCCCAGUGCUGCCCCCGGUGCUGGUGCCUCGGCACGCAGAGAUUCCAGCCGAAUUCCCACCCCUGGAUGAUUACAGCCACUCCAUCCCAGAGAACACUAACUUCCCUGCAGGUAUCGAGCCCCAGAGCAACUACAUUCCAGAGACCCCUCCUCCAGGCUAUUUGAGUGAGGAUGGAGAAACCAGUGACCACCAGAUGAACCCCAGCAUGGAUGCAGGUUCUCCAAACUUAUCACCGAACCCCAUGUCUCCAGCACACAACAAUCUGGAUCUGCAGCCCGUGACCUACUGCGAGCCGGCCUUCUGGUGCUCCAUAUCCUACUACGAGCUCAACCAGAGGGUGGGAGAGACUUUCCACGCCUCGCAGCCCUCCAUGACCGUGGAUGGCUUCACUGACCCCUCCAACUCGGAGCGCUUCUGCCUGGGUUUGCUCUCCAACGUCAACCGGAACGCGGCCGUGGAGCUGACGAGGCGGCACAUCGGCCGCGGGGUGAGGCUGUACUACAUCGGCGGGGAGGUGUUCGCAGAGUGCCUCAGCGACAGCGCCAUCUUCGUGCAGUCCCCGAACUGCAACCAGCGCUACGGCUGGCACCCCGCCACGGUCUGCAAGAUCCCGCCAGGCUGCAACCUGAAGAUUUUUAACAACCAGGAGUUCGCUGCCCUGCUGGCACAGUCGGUGAACCAGGGCUUCGAGGCCGUGUACCAGCUGACCCGCAUGUGCACCAUCCGCAUGAGCUUCGUCAAGGGCUGGGGCGCCGAGUACAGGAGGCAGACUGUGACCAGCACUCCCUGCUGGAUUGAGCUGCACCUCAACGGGCCCUUGCAGUGGCUGGACAAGGUCCUCACACAGAUGGGCUCCCCCAGCAUCCGCUGCUCCAGCGUCUCCUAA
Molecule: messenger RNA, 1281 nt
Organism: Cinclus cinclus
Lineage: Eukaryota; Metazoa; Chordata; Aves; Passeriformes; Cinclidae
Gene: SMAD3
Product: SMAD family member 3
Exons: 9
Coding region: 1-1281 (426 amino acids)
Biological process (GO): anatomical structure morphogenesis; BMP signaling pathway; SMAD protein signal transduction
Cellular component (GO): heteromeric SMAD protein complex
Molecular function (GO): I-SMAD binding; DNA-binding transcription factor activity, RNA polymerase II-specific; RNA polymerase II cis-regulatory region sequence-specific DNA binding
Source: RefSeq, a predicted model, not a curated record